This is a messenger RNA of Protopterus annectens (West African lungfish), 1573 nucleotides long. It is a transcript of the gene FUNDC2, whose product is annotated as FUN14 domain containing 2. Gene Ontology annotation, cellular component: mitochondrial outer membrane. Gene Ontology annotation, biological process: autophagy of mitochondrion. NCBI's taxonomy places the organism in Eukaryota, Metazoa, Chordata, Ceratodontiformes, Protopteridae. The record is from RefSeq and is a predicted model, not a curated record. The coding region runs from base 63 to 515 and encodes 150 amino acids. The transcript is spliced from 5 exons.
CGAAUUUCAAUGACUCCAGGAAGUUUUCUCAAAUCUGCUUCCGGGAACAGAGUAGAACAAAGAUGGCAUCUGCCAAGAGUCAAGAGAAAAGUGAAGAAUUUCCCGAUAUUGUCGAUUUGGCGGAAUAUGCCAAGAAACAAAGAUGGUGGAGUAGAGUAUUUGGACAGAAUUCUGGGCCAAUUGCUGAGAAGUAUUCAGUGGCUACACAACUUGCAAUCGGAGGGGUCACAGGCUGGUGUGCUGGUUACCUGUUUAAGAAGGUUGGAAAGCUAGCUGCAACAGCUGUGGGAGGUGGAUUCUUCCUUAUUCAGAUUGCAAACCAUACAGGGUACAUUAAAGUUGACUGGAAGAGAGUGGAGAGCGAUGUAAACAAAGCAAAAAAACAGUUGAAAAUUAAUACCAAGACAUCACCUGAAGUACGAACACGAGUCGAUGAGGUGACUUCAUUUGUAAAAAAAAAUGUUGUGGUGGCAGGUGGCUUUGCUGGAGGAUUUCUCCUUGGAAUGGCUUCAUAAAGAAGAAUCCAUUUUAAAAAGAGAGACUCAUAACCCUUUUACGAAACUUUGUAGUGCACUUGUGUGGGAUACGUAGCUAAGAAACGGGCUGCGGCAAGUCUCAACAGAGGAACAGCUUUCAUACAGUCCGUUCACUGUAGAGUUAUAUGUGCAGGGUUCUUUGAUGGGGAUGUUUACGGGAGUAAAUGGUAGAUGUCAACCUCUGUGUGAGUGGGACUUUUUUUUUUUUUUUUUUUAAUGCUGAAUCGGCUGUCAACUUUUUUCGGUGCCAUGUUUGUUGUGAAACCAACACCUAGCCUUAGAAAAGGCUCAAUUAAAAAGCUGAAGCUAUAGAUCCACUGAAUAUUACUGUAUUUUUUUAUUUGAAGUAAGAAAUAGCAUAAUAGAGUGAAUGGUUCUUCAGUUUUGUCAUGGCACCUGCACCCAGUUUUUUAAUUUAAAUUAUCUGUUAGCCAGGAAAGUGAACAGAGCUUUCUUUGUCCCUUUUCAGUCAUGACCCAUACUACAAGGUGAAGGGUAAGGAAAUGUGUAUAUAAACGGGUGUGUUUUUUGAGAAGUAGAAGAAAACUGAAGUACCUGGAGAAAAGCUACACAGACAUGAGCAGAGCAUGCGGCACCGAGGUCUGGAUACUGGUCUUACCAUUGCGACAGUUUAUCAGCCUGUUAAAGAAUACUAUCUUUUUUGGGGGAGGGGGGUUUAAAAUCACAACGUGAUAAUAUGCUGCAGUCGCUGUUUAUACCUGGAUUGGGUAAACUGGGUGUUCUUGCCUUUUAUAGAUUAUCCUUCUUUUUAUCCAGGUAGGUGAACUAUUGAAGUAGAGAAUCAGAAUUGCAAAUGCUGCAUCCAUGCAUCUCCCAGGGCAUGGUGCAUUAGGGUUUAUUUUUUAUAAACUUUAAUCCCAAAAAUCUCUUAAAUAACUAGUUGCAAGUGUGGUGCAACACAUUUUAUAAGUUGUAUUUUGUAAGUAACUGACUUGAUGACAACUGUUACAUGUAUAUAAUUUCUUGCUUGAUGAUUGCAGUCGCUGGCUGGAGUAAAUAUGUUUUGCAAAGCUUUA